GAACACUGGAUGAGUUGAAGUAAAGAACCUCCCAAUAGCCCAGCAAGAAGCCUAACCCAAUCAUAAAGGAAAGUAGUCUAGGUUCCUCACUUCUUCCUAAUCUGGCUGAUCCUCGCUGCCCAUUGCCUAAAUUUAUGCAAUACUUUUUGUUUAAAGAACAGAAUUGAACCGUUCAAAACGCUUUUCCAAUUUCGAGUUUAGUGUGGUUUAAUGUCAGUUUUGUGUUAUUCAAGUAUGAAUUAACUCAUGAUCGAGUCUAAUAUUAAGGCAAGGUAAAUGAAUCAUUAAUCAAAGAUAAUAAUUUAUUAUAUAUAUAUAUAUAAAGGAUGAAGCUCAUGUUUAAUCCUUACCCAGGUUUAAUCUCCCACCCCCAGAGCUAAAAACUGCUUAACCCCUUUCUGGGAUUUGGACCUUAUGCUGCUCUCAUUCAUUGUUCUCUACAGUAUAACAUAGAAUAAUUAAUACACUCAGACUCAUUCAGUUAACGUUGUUACAUGAAUGAUUAAUUUUGGGCCAUGGAAUAUGUUUAAUUUCAUCUUCUUUGCAUGAGUGAUUAAACCAGCCGUUGAUUAUGCUUAAACAAAGGACACACCUCCUUUCACUCUGCCAAACUGUAACAAAAUAUCCUACACAUAUCUAUAAGCCUAUAUAGCAACUCAUUCACUAGUAUCCAAGAAUCAGACAGCCAUGGGAAGCUUCAUGGUGUUAAAGCAAUCCAACAUUGGUGAAAUUCUCUUGUCCCUAUUUUCCAAUAACAUAGAUUUUUUAGCAGCAAUAUCUCUCCUUGCAAUUGCCAUUUACAUUGUUUCUUUCAAUUCCAAGCGUGUUUAUCUUGUCGACUUUGCGUGCUAUAAGGCACCAGAUUAUCAAAGAGUUCCCAUCUCCGCCUUCAUAGAACAUAAAGAAUUAUUGGGAAAUUCCAAUUCAAAUGCCGAGUUCCAAACCAAAGUCCUUGAAAGAUCACGUAUUGGUAAUGAAACUUACCUUCCUUCAGGCGUCCAUCUAUUUCCAGCAGAUCAUUCUUGGAAGUAUACCAUUGAGGAGUUUGAAAUGGUGUUAUUUACAGUAGUUGAAGACCUCUUCACAAAGCACAAGAUCAACCCAAAAAGUAUUGGCAUUUUAAUCACAAAUUGCAGCCUUUCAUGCCCAACUCCUUCUUUAGCAUCAAUGAUCAUUAACAAGUUUGGUUUCAGAAGCAAUAUUCUAAGCUUCAAUCUUUCUGGAAUGGGUUGCAGCGCAGGGCUCUUGUCAAUAUCAUUAGCCAAAGACCUUCUGAAAGUGCAUAAAAAUUCUUUAGUUCUUGUCCUCAGCACGGAAUCAACCACAUCCAAUGUUUACGAAGGAAAAAUCAAGUCUAUGCUUCUAGCAAACUGCUUGUUUCGAAUGGGUGGUGCUGCUAUUUUGCUCUCCAACCGAAAAUCCGACAGGGACAUUGCUAAAUAUGAGCUUCAACAUCUAGUAAGAACCCAUCUUGGUUCUAAAGAUGGCUCCUACAACUGCGUUUACCAACGAGAAGACGAUGAAGGGUACACAGGAGUAUCAUUAUCAAGAUCCAUUCUGCAAGUAGCAGGCGAAGGAUUGAAAACCAACAUGGCAACAUUGGCAGCAAUGGUCCUACCAUAUUCUGAGCUAAUCAAAUAUGUAAUCUCAUCAAUGGCGUGUAAAAAAAGGAGAGGAACUUACAUACCCAACUUCAAGAAAGCUUUUGAUCAUUUUUGUGUGCAUGCUGGUGGGAAGACUGUGAUUGAUGCUAUAAAAGAGAACCUUAAGUUGAAAGAUAAAGAUGUGGAAGCAUCAAAGAUGACACUUUACAGAUUUGGGAACACAUCUUCAUCAUCAAUUUGGUAUACUCUAAGCUACCUUGAGGCAAAAGGUAGGGUUAGAAAAGGAGAUAGAGUGUGGCAAUUAGCAUUUGGAAGUGGUUUUAAAUGCAACAGUGCUGUUUGGAAGUGUAUUUCCAGGAUGAAACCUGAGGCUUCAAAUGUUUGGAUGGAAAUGAUUCAUCUAUAUCCUGUGGAUGUGCCAGAAGUGAUGGAUCAUUGAUGGUAAUUUUGUUUACAUAAGCAUCAAUGGUUAAUCUUGCAAAACUGCAAAUCUGUUGUGAGAUAAAAGAUUAUGACAUCUAAUACAUGAGCAUUAGUUUAUUGAUAAUGAAAAAAAAAAAAUAGUCCAUCCCAUAAUCUUUUUCCACUUUGGCAUUUAGCAAAAGUUAAGAAAUGAUAGUUAAAAUUAAGGUCAAAUUUUUUCUAUUAAUUCUGUAAUUAUAUGGGCAAGUUCUCACCCUAAAACAAGAAUGCAGAUCCAAAAUCGAUUAGGUCAUCCUCAAGUAAAUCGGUCUACGGUUGUAAGUCUAAACCCGAACACAUGGGGCAUGCCGAAUAGUUCAUAAGCACAGAUCCAACAAAAAAAACUCAGUCCAAUGAUGUGACAGAAGAUAAGGGAAACGAGCUUAGUCACAGCUCUGCUCACAUACGCGUCGGGAGGAAUUAAAUGGUCGUCUGACGUGGAGAGGGACUUUUACGCGUCCGUACGUACAGAUAUGAGUGACAGAAACAAGUGACAUUAUAGUAGAGAAGCAGUUAAACGUCGGUUAAACAUUACUGGCAGACAAAAGGAAGGUGGAUAAAAGAAAAGAACGUCUUUUUCUAGCCAAGUUUAGACAUCCGCUUAAACCCUAUUUUCUAAAUAUUAGAAUAUUAAUAUCUAAUUUUAAUAUAAGAUGCAAUAAUUAAAU
Messenger RNA from Manihot esculenta (cassava), 2734 nucleotides. RefSeq names its product 3-ketoacyl-CoA synthase 7. The record is from RefSeq and is a predicted model, not a curated record. NCBI's taxonomy places the organism in Eukaryota, Viridiplantae, Streptophyta, Magnoliopsida, Malpighiales, Euphorbiaceae. The transcript has a single exon. Gene Ontology annotation, biological process: fatty acid biosynthetic process. Gene Ontology annotation, molecular function: acyltransferase activity, transferring groups other than amino-acyl groups. Bases 688 to 2043 code for a protein of 451 amino acids. Gene Ontology annotation, cellular component: membrane.